GAGACGAACUUCAGGGACAACACAGCUUCUUCGUACAAGGGAAAGCAGUGACCUCUUAACAGACAAAAUGGUGCAUUGGACUGACAAGGAGACAGCUGAGAUUGCAAAAUGGAACACUUUGGAUUGUGACGAUCUUGUUUGCAAAAGCCUGAAGAGGAUGUUUACUGUCUAUCCUUGGACUUACCGUUACUUUGACAAAAGGGAAAAUUUUACAGUUGAAGGCCAUGCGAAAAAAGUGUCAGGCAAGAUUAUUGAAGCUGUCCUUGAUCUUAAUAACAUCAAGGAAAAUUUUGUAGAUCUCAGCAAGUUCCAUGCUAACGUUUUACACGUGGAUUCUGGAAGCUUCCAUCUGUUGACUGACUGCAUUAUCAUCGAAUUGUCUGCUCAGAACCGAGGAAAUUUCAAUGCAAAGGUCCAUGGGAUAUGGCACAAAUUUUUUGCUG
Chiloscyllium plagiosum (whitespotted bambooshark) is the source of this 443-nucleotide messenger RNA. Its product is annotated as hemoglobin subunit beta-like. Gene Ontology annotation, cellular component: haptoglobin-hemoglobin complex; blood microparticle; hemoglobin complex. The record is from RefSeq and is a predicted model, not a curated record. Gene Ontology annotation, biological process: hydrogen peroxide catabolic process. Gene Ontology annotation, molecular function: oxygen carrier activity; haptoglobin binding; heme binding. Lineage: Eukaryota; Metazoa; Chordata; Chondrichthyes; Orectolobiformes; Hemiscylliidae.